Molecule: messenger RNA, 940 nt
Organism: Ectocarpus sp. CCAP 1310/34
Lineage: Eukaryota; Phaeophyceae; Ectocarpales; Ectocarpaceae
Source: the annotation of a GenBank genome assembly
AUGCAACACGCCUCCUACAUUUUUUUUGUCUACAGGAAACCGGACGAGGUAGUUCCAAAUCACAGGCGGCGGGCUCGUGUGCUGUGGGCGAUCAUGAUGGUGGGAGUUAUCACAUAUAUCGGUUUGCUCGUGAAGAACACGGUGGAGAGAAUGAAGUCUCCAAACACCUCUGUCGAGCUGUCGAACGUGGUGUACACGUACCCGGACCUCUGGGUGUGCCCAUACAACCAGUAUGGCUGCGAUGAUAUCACCCUCGAGCUGGGAUGUGUGACGUCGUCGUGGAGAACCGAGGCAGGCCCACCCAGCGCAAUUUUCUAUAACAGCGAGGGGACCGACCAACAAACGACAGACCCACUGGAGAUCGAGGCUACCUGGGUCGACACGAGUGCCAUAGAGGGGAUCGCAAAAGCAAGAGAAGCAUGGUCACGAAUACGCUUGAGUUUGCUGUAGUUUCGAAAGUCGAAAGCGUAUUCGUGCAUGGGUUGGAAAGGCCCAGCCAUCUAUGGGGUUUGAGUAUAGAGGGUUUGGGGCUGACACACUUGAGGACAUAGCGGACGUGUCUUGUGGCCAACAUUGGGCGUCGUCCGAACCUUCGAGCCCAACCAACCAUGGAGUAUCCCGUGUGUAUAUCCCGGUCUCUAUGUUCUGUUGUUUGUGUGCGCUGUCUUUGGCAACAUGAAGGCCCGUGCAUGUCGAUAUGCGAUUGAAGCCAUGAACCUGCUCGUUAGGUCCUCAUAGUAUGGCCCCUGAAACACCUAUAACACCCAUUGUUUAGUCUAUUGUCGUGCUUGGCGUCGCUAUCCUUCAGGGGAGAGGACUCUGUGUGGAGUUCAACACAUCGGCUGCGACCGCUUUUGUUGGACAAGAGAGGGACCCCGACGAGUACUUGGACUACAUCCUCUUGGACAUGUAUUGGUACCCCAGCGGUAAUGAGACGACG